GUUUAAGAACCUGAAGCUCGGUUCAAUCGGCAGCGAUGCGGUAGCGUCGGCCGCAGAUGGCUCCAACGCAGCGUACGAACGAUUUGAAUGUUCCACCUCACGCUGAAAUUUCCACCCAUUUCUCUCAUCCCGCUGCAGAUAUGCCCUCCAGACGCUCUUCUCGCCAACGGACGUUAUUCCGAGCCAACUCGAGUUUGAAAGCUCCUCGCGUUGAGAGCACAUUCCCUUCAGCAGAUUUUGAAUUUUUUUAAAUAAUGUGUCCUGAUUUCACUUGAACGAUUUUUGAACAUUGUGUCUUUAUUUGACUUGAGCGAACGUAUGAAAGGGACACGUACCACAUCAGAGUACCGGGCUCCGAUGAUUCUGGAGUCUGACUCCCUUCUCUAGCGCAAGCUUCGUGUGAAGUGUGAAGACUCCACUUCCAGUUCAGGUGAUGUUUUACUAUCCAGAGAUUAUCAUAAUUUGCUCAAUUUUGCGCAGGUGCAGUUUGGGAUGGCAUCUGAGUAUGAGCCUCUCAAUAAAAGAUAAGCUUGGAAUGGAACAAUUCGGGUACGUGGAUCUGCUCACUUUAGGGGCCACGCAAACGAGUCCAAUCGUGGCCACAACUGCAGUAAAUUGUUGGUCUCAGUUCAGGUCGGAUAAUUCAUGAUCCUGCAGCCCGGAUACAUGCGAUAUGACAACUGCGCUUUAAGUUGUGGAAAAAUCUCACCGCGAAUCGCGAGAAAAUUCUUUGAAUCCGUCCACUUCAUUCGCAUGAACGCCUUCCAGCAUAGUUGCUACAUCUGUUUCACAGUCCACAGGUCUCGUCCAUAUAUCUCUGAUGAAAGUCGGCAGACUGAUUUUGUGACCUUCUCAUCGGGGACAUUGGCGGAUCCUGCUAGAGUGAGAAUUAUGUAUGGCAAGGCCCUCGCUGUCGAGCAUGUUGGAUCGGAAGCCCACACCUGGGACUUGGGUGCUUUUACUGCAGGUGGUCAGAUCCGCUUACAUACAGAGCUCAUCUUCAAUAGUAGGAACUUGAUUACAACUCUGCGGCUGUUGCUUAGCCGGAGGUCUACUGAAAUGCCCGUUCAGUGCUCGUAAGGUUAUGACUCGAAUUGAUUCCUUUCAUAAUGUUUAUUUUUGAGUCCAGUCGAGUAUCGUCCAUUGAUGGAAGCGUUCAGGAUCUUACUAUACAGCAUUCAAACCUCGAGAUGAUCAUAGUUUACAGAGUAGUAGUUACAGAAUCAACAAAUUGACACGCUCCUGCUCGCCGCUGGUUCUGCAACUUCCUGUCUCACUAAUCAUUUUUGGCGCAAACUUCGACUACACAGUUCUGAUCAACUGCGCAUCAACCUUCCAACACUUGAGUUACCCAUUUGAAGCUUCAAACGUAGGAUACGAUUUGGUCGUGAAGAUACGAUAGACACGACAUUGAGUGAACUUUACAGUGACUACCAGAAGUAUCGGCUGAAAUCGCACCUUCAUCCGAAGCCAAUUUAGUCGAGUAAGCAAAUCUUUGGUUUCAUGCAUGCAUUGCAAUAGGAGAUGAGUUCCAAUAGAUAUGGAGGUAUUUGAUCUGGGGUUGACUCAUUGCAGAGUCAAAGUUGGGCGUGUUGUGAUUGAAGUUUUCAAUGUAGUAAGAA
This is a messenger RNA of Marchantia polymorpha subsp. ruderalis, 1622 nucleotides long. The record is from the annotation of a GenBank genome assembly. NCBI's taxonomy places the organism in Eukaryota, Viridiplantae, Streptophyta, Marchantiopsida, Marchantiales, Marchantiaceae.